CCAGGGCAGCAAGAGGAGAAGCCGAGGAGGUGGCGAAGAAGGGGUCCCCAGGAAUUUCAUAAUGGCUGGCUGUGGCAGCUUGUCAAUGCCAGCCAGCGUAAGGUAGACUUAUUUCCUCACCUGUGUCAACAACCCUAAAGCCCGAAAAAAGUUGCCACCCGGACCCGAUCGACACUGCACCCUUCAUGCGGAUCGCACGGAUUCGACAUGGCACGUCCCGAGCGGUCGGACUGGUGGUGCACAGCAGCGGUAGCGAUGUGCUCUUGUUGGUGAGGUUUUAUGCCGCUGCUACGGUUGCAUCGGAGCGUCGCCGUGAUGCCUGUUCGUGACAAACCCGGCAACUGCUACUGCCGGCAUCCAGCGACGCGGAGUCAACCUAGCGUGGCAGGGUUCAAUAACACCGCCGGUGAGCUUCCGUCCGUGUCGUGAUUACGUCGGCAUCUCUGCCGAGGCUGCGGGCUAGACUUCUUCCAAGGCGCUUUUUUUUGUGUUCUCUGCAUGGCGGAAAAAAUGGAGCUUAGAAAGAGCUUGAGAAGAAAGUUCUCAGGAAACAUACGUUCACCUGUCGUAAGAAGAGACAGCCAGGCUGAAGUUGUACUCAAGGGCUGGCUUUACAAACUCGAGGGAGCAACGAUAAAGCAGUGGAAGAAGCGAUGGUGUAUCCUUUCAGAAUACUGCUUGUUCUAUUACAAAGGCCCUGAAGAAGAGAAGUGUUUAGGUUCCAUUCUACUGCCAAGCUACAAGAUCAGGCCAUGCACAGCCGACGACAAGGUGUCCCUGAAGCAUUCAUUUGUGGCCGAGCACCAGAACACAAAGACGUACUAUUUUGCCGCGGAAAACAAUGCUAGCAUGUGUCAGUGGAUGAAUGCCAUGUCCCUUGCGGCCCUAAUGCAAAAGGACACUGAGCGCAGCCGCCAAGCACUGCCAUUACAUGGGAUGCAAGCUGCAGCUAACCCUUCUCCGGGCAUGCCACCAGACUACCAUUUCUCGCCGCACGUAGCUCCACAGAGGCCUGUUACGCAACAACCUCAGCGUCCCUCUGACGAGUCUUUCGAGGUUGAGGCAUACUCUGCAGGGGCAACCGCGGACGGCCACUAUUUGGGCAGUGGUGAUCAGUACCCUUGUUCCUACACUCGUAGCCCCAUUUACGACCAACGUCCUCCACCCGCCGCCCCACGACAGCGCCCGGGCUAUCCAGUUUACGCCAAUGCACCUCCCAAGCCUCUCCGACACGGCGCAACUUCUCCAAAUGUAGCCGAAGGGGGCGGCUACGAUGCCUGCAACAGUUAUGAGGGCUACGACUUUUACGGGGCGCAGGAGCCCUUGCCUGCCUAUGCUGGCCGGCCUGUUUCUGCCCACUACGGUGACAAUGUGCCAAACUCUACCAUGACAUCGACUCAAAUGAUGCGGCCACGCUCAGCCGACUUUCUGGAGCGUGACGACGACGGCGAAGACAGGGAGCUAUACCUCCGCAAGAAGAGUGCGCCGGCCGUUGCAGCUAAGCCUCGCCCAAAGUCCAGCAUGGCUCAUUACGACUGGGAAAACGAGGACGAAGCUCAUGACUGGCGGGUCCAGCAACAGCAGCAUCAACAGUGGAGGUCUCGCACUAUGGAGACAGUGGCACAGGACUGGUGUGCUUCACGACGAGUCGCAGCUGGGAAGAAUGCCAUCUGGCAAGGCAUCAAGUGCAUGUGGAAGUUCGGCACAAAGCAAGAAGGCAGUUCACCAUACUAUUGCGUCAUAUUUCUCCGCUUUACUAAGGAACAGUCUAUGAAGCGACUACUAGAAUGGAAGCAACGCAUGCUGCAGUCUCCCCUUUGCAAGAAACAGGGCCAACAGCAGCAGCAGCAGCAACACCAUCAGCAGCAGCGUGUCGUGCCUUCUCCUCAAGAGCUCCAGUCAGCAGUGCUCCGUAAAACACCGGUGCCUGAGUGCGCACCGCCUCCCGAACGUCCUCCAUUGCCUGAAGAGUACAGGCGGCGAGCUUCGGAAGGUUCCAGGCCGAUGGAUGGCAUGAUGGGGGCUCACUUCAACACAGAGCUACGAGGAGAACCUGUAGGACGGGCGCAAGAGACGUCGGCACCUUUAGGGCCGGACCUUAUCCAUUUUGUGUCAAAUCAAGUGGUGACAGGAGGCACUUACCUUCACAGCACGAACAACCGGGUGCUGAUCGGAGCAAGCCAUUGUCGAAAACAGAUCAAAACUCUACUCAUUAUUGUGAUGAAACCUCUCCUUACAAUGUCCAUCAGGAUUCUCAGAACACAAGUCAAUUGUCACGUGCUUUUAGUCCAUUUGAGAAGACCUACUCCAAUGAAGCACACAACAGGUCAUACAACGAAGCACGUGAAAAGCCUUGCACUGAAGACAACCGCCCCAGCUUCUACUGACACAGCUUAUGUCCAUUCUGACAGGCAGCUGAGCCCAACUAACAUUCUUGUGCAACGAGGGAACCAAAAUGCUACUGCUGGUAGUCACAUAAACAUGGAGAAAAAGGUUCAGCAGCUGAAUGAGUCGUUCAGUGAAGCCAGACAGACUAGUUACUCUUCACCAGGCUCCUCAUUGCCACGGCACCAGAACGACGAAUCAGCAUUUCUUGAGGAAAAGAGCUUGCUACAAGGUAGGCCACUCAGAUCUCCUCACGGUAGCGCUGUUAUUAGAGACCCGAAGAGUGUUCUCAGACAUCACAACACACGGCUGUCAUCCAGCGACCGUGCCACUGAUCAGGAUAGCAAUCUUUCGAGGUCGGACCAGGGCCUGAGCAGUCCACGGCCUAAUGUGCCUCAAGAAAGGCUCUAUGGCAAUGCUGACAUGUGGCUUCGCAAGGACAGUCCUAGCCCGUCGCGUCCACCGCAGCAUCCCAAAAAUGCCUCUCAGGACGAGGAAUCGUUCCUUAUUAAGAAAGAAGACUAUUACAGAGCUUCACAAAUGUUCUAUCCCAAGCAGCCGGCUUCGAAAACACUGCUGGGUUCUGUGUCUGACAUAGAAAGCAGUGGCAGUGGUGCUGCCGAAAUGGAGUCCUUUGACAGCCGUUAUCGCCGAAGCUCGACGACGCCAAAAAGUCCACAAUGGGAAAUUGACAAGGACGUCGGACUCCCUGUCCCGGACAACUUGGAUGUCUCCUUCCAGUCGACCAGCAAUAAUUCCGUCUUUGAAGCAUCGUGUGAGGGCCAAACGCCAGGUGAUCAGAGCCCGGAGCUAUUCCAGGGCACUCUGCGCCCCAAUCGAACGUAUGUAAGGGACAGACAGGUAACCAAGAGUCCAAUGCACCUGCCGAAAGAUGUUGGCAUUGACACAGAAGUCAAGUGUGUUGAUGCAACUGAGGUAAAAACUCCUGUGGGGAGCUCAGCUUUCGAAGAAAUGAGGGCCGCAUACCAGAAAAAGAAGGAAGCACCACCUGUGAACAUAGUACAAGACAGAAUCAAGUGCUUUGAACCUAAAGACGAAACAAGUCCAAGGCAUGGUGAAAGUGUUCGAGAAAGCUGGGAAGCUGCAGAGGAAGGUCGAAUUGGAGAAAGAGCUGCAUCGUCAGUGGUGGGCAACAAUAUUAUUCCUCAGGACGUUGAGUUCAGGACCAGUGCGUCUGAUGCUGCAAAAAUUGACUCUCUAUCAAAGUAUGGCAGCACAUCAAUCCUUGCAAGCCUGCACAGAAGUGCUGAGUUUAACAGAGAGAGUGCACAGCAUGCUCGCGGCGACUACUUUCGACAACAAGAACAGGCACAGAAGCCGGACACCGUAUCACUUUCCAGGCACUGUCCACAAGAGCCACCUCCUUGUGCAGUUCAAUCUAAGCCACCUGAGGCACACUACCUUCCCAUGGGCUGGUUGACAAGCGAGGCUGACUACGUUUCCAUGAAUGUUGAUCUCAGUCCCGGUUGCCCGUAUGAUGAGCCGGUGUACAAUGAGCCCGUGUUGCCAGUCACCAGUUAUGCGCACGAUUCCUAUGGAAAGUCUUCGCUAGCUUGUCAAAUCCUUAAAUCUGAAAGUUCAGGGUCGAGCAGUGGUGGUUCAGUGGAAAAUAUUUACGAACAAGUCCAGCAGACCUCAGAGGACUUGAAUUCAAUGCCGUACAGUAACACUGGAAAUAAUACAGUCUAAACGAGAAGUCCCCCUGUUUAUGAAGAACCAUAUCGACUAGCACCUUCACAGCCCGAGGGCAAGUCACCUGAGAAGCCAAAAAGUCAUGAGAUGUAUAUGAAAGACGGAUACAAGCAUCUUGUGAGGAAGGCUAUUCCAGAUUUAUUGCACCAUGAAGAGGUUAAGGACUCUGGAGCCUCAGAUGCGGAUGAUGAAGCUAGUCGGGCUGAUUUUGACACUGCCACAUCAUCUUUGCCGAGCUACCAAAAGGAAAUUCUGAAUGAUCACGUACCUUCGCCUCUUCGAUCACCAGCCCAGCCCUACUUACCUGUUUACACGUCACAUGCUACGAAAUACUCAUUCAAAAAGGAAAGAAAGCCUGAUGAUGCGACAUCGUCGUCACAAGGUACUGAUGCUUUUAAAGAGCUCGAGAAACGCAGCCCCAGCCAACAUUCUAAGUUUGUGUCAUUUGCCGGAACGGCCCCGUUGACAAAUUCUAAGAUUAACCCCGAUGCUUUUGUUAAAGUUUCCUCGUACCAGAGUGAAAACCGGCCUACUAGCAUUGGACUACUGAAAAGCCUUGAUGGAGAGACAAGCUCCAGUGAAGCUGGUUCUAGCUUGACAAGCUCUGUGGUUAAAACAAGUAGUGCAGAUGCCUCACUGCGCGGGUCCUCAAACCAAGGUGACUUUAGCCAGGUUUCAUCACCCCUUCUGUCCACUGCCCCUGAUGUCUUGCCAUCGGAGGUGCGGUGCGUUGUUUCAGAAUCCAACUCCAACAAAGUGCUGAACAGCAGCAGCAGUGGCAACAGUGCACCUUACUACUACUCAGACAUCUUUGGUGGCAAGCUAGGAUCAGCGUUUGGCAGUUCUGCAGCGCGGCCUGCUAGUCAGCAGUCGAGGACGACACCAAACAUGCUCAACAAUACUCGCGACGUGACAUCCAUGUCUCCACAUUCCAAAGAUCACGUCGGUCGCAAAGUCAACAAAAUCUCCACUCCGCAAGCUGGACUAAGUGUCAGUCACACGCGCACCCUCAGUGAGCCACAGUCAACGGCUGACUUGGAGAGCACACUUCGCGGUCUCCUCCAUCCAGCGAACACUCGCAAGUUUUCCGAUGCCGAGCGCAACAAAUACGUCGCCGGCCAUACGCUCGAAAAGACGUCACACAUGUCGCGCUCAGUCCUCUGCCACAUGCGCAGUAAGCAGGCAGCUGAAACGAGCCAGCCAAGGUCGAAGGAUUGCAUUCCUGCAAGCUGCGGUGAUUCUGAAGAAGGCACGAGAUCUCGAAGCCCUGGGAGGAUGCUACCGAGGCGCUUGUCUCGCUCGCUGGAAGACAUCAUCGACAACUCGCCUGGAGAGCAUGUGACUCGCAGCAAGACGCCCUUGAUACCAUCGAGCUGUCAGGAUGAGCCUUACUACGAAAAUGUUGGAUUUGGGAGCGCACGCGUGCAGCCGUCACCUUCGAAAACACUCAGCGGUGCCAGCCCUCAAGUGUCACCAGCAAAGCACAGCAUCUACGAUGGCGAAGAUUUGUGCAGGGAGUUUGUGGCUUCCAGCGUGAUGAAUGAUCCGCUCGGGAUCUUAGGAAAAUCUGCUGAACAACUUCCCGCCGAAAAGCCGCAGAAGACCGCAGCUUGCAGUGGUGACUUUGUGCAGAUGGGCUCUUUGAGUUGCAGUCUAGGAUCUCUCAAGUUGUCUUCACCCGAGCGUCAGGAGGUGCCUUUAUAUUCCAGCCGCAGCCCAAUGGUUGAAACAGGUAAGCGCUGCUGGUCAAAUGACUAGAAAUCUGCUGCUCAAAGUGAUCUGCACCGGCAUAGUAUUGACAAUCUGCAUGGCCAUGGAACAGAAGUUCAAUCAAAAAACUCACCUGAAAGGGCCUCUCAGCCGACAUCCCCAUCAAGUAAAAGCCUUAGUCAUAGCAUUUCGGCUGGUGAUCUGCUCGGAAAAAGCCAUGAAGAACUUGUCCUUCUCCUGAUACAGCUGAGAAGAAGUCAGAGCAACUUAUCGUCGUGCCAACUUCAGUGCAAGGAGGAGCUGCAUGAGCUGAAGCAAAAGCUUGUUCAGAGUGGUACACAGAAUAGCGCAGCUGAUGUUCAGCGUUUGGUGGGCCUCCAGAGGAGCCUAAAUGAGUUGACAAGGAACCUGGACCUGACUCAGCCACUCAUCAGCCUUGUUGAGAACAUGGUCAAGCUUGGCAGUCUGUACACUGUUGCUGGCAUCACCAAGCAGAAGAAAAAAAUGGACGAGGGCGAAGACUACCGUUAUGAGGACACUUAUGCGGACACCCUGGAGGCUGAAACAUUGGAGAAGCAGCAGCUGCUGAUUGAAAAGGAAAUUCUCCAUAUCCAAAACAUGCUUGCUGAGAGCACUUCAUGCGGGAGCCCUCUCAAGGAUGACUUGGAAGUUGAGCUGAAAAGGCUUCAAAAGAUUGUGAAUGACCUGCUUCAGAGAAGGAGUAAAGUGUCUAUGCCUCCCGACACAUACGUGGAGAAAGAGCCUCAAGUGAAAGCAAAGCCCCCAGAACCAAGGCAUAGCCCGACUGCAGGUGUACCUGAACGGAAACGGCACCAGAAAACUUACUACGAAACUGAUCUGGACUCGUCGGUGACCAGUAACCUUGCUCUGGACAGCCGGCCGACAUCUUUGUGUGACAUAGUCACUACUUCACAGAUCGCAGAACUGGAGUCCCCCAGCUUCUCGCCAGAGCCAAACGAGGUGCCUGAGGACAGGUCAUCAUACGGGGUGCAAGACAUCAGCAAGGCCGAUGACCGCACCAAGAAGUUCUACGGGUUGCUGCCUCGGGACCGUGCUCAAGAGAUCAAGACAGUGCGCAUUGUCAAGCGCGAGUCCGAGCGUAGGAACAAGGUCAAGGACAGCGGAGGGGCUGGCCUCGAUGACAGCUGCCCUUGGUUGGCUGAGGAAGGGGACUCGGUCUUCCAAAACGAGGAGGAGGAAGAAAGUGCUGUUAUGAGAUUACAACGGCUUCUUUUGGUGGCAUUGCAGAGUGAUGCUACUUUCUGGUUCGUGGAAUGGCAGCCAGAACUCCAGACACCACUGCCUCGAUGUUUGAGUCGUCAUACGAAACCAAGAAGCCAGCCCAGGACAGCACAAGCUUCGGAAGACAGGAGUGCGAGUUCAUCGUCAUCGGAGAGCAUGGCCAGCGGCCAGCGCACACCAUUCAAGAACGAGUCUCGUCGCAACAAGCGCCGCCACUACACCAUCUCCGGCAGUCAUCCUUUCCUGGAGCAGCAUUCACCACCUAAAAUGCCCACUGGCCUGCGCUCACGAGAUGACAUGGACAUGGAGCGAUGCCUGAGAACCGUCAACACGCCUGACAUUGUACGCUCCACUAUAAAGAAGUCUGAAGUCUUCGAUGAACAGACGAUCGAUAUGCAGGUGGGAAUGCUAUUGGCCUUCCAGCAGAAGAUUCUCAUUCCCGAGCGGUACAUUGAAGUGGAGUCCGAAAACGUUUCUGCCGUGGAGCAGCUUCGGAGAAGCCUCAAGGCGGCCAACAUUCGCAAGAUGCUGACGGAAACUGUCGGGUACGAGGACCUGGGCGCCCGGGGCUCUGUGGAAGUGUUGCGGUCCAAGGUGGGCGAAGAGAAGAGGCGCCGGGCUCACCUUCUGGCCCUCAGCCAUACCAUUGCUAAGGAAGUCAUGGAGCGAAGCAAGAUGGUGGCAGCGCACGUGACCUACCAGGAAAACACAUAAAAACGGGUUUCUCUGUGACUCCCUUUUCCCUGCCUUCCUGCGUGAAGCGCAGCGCACGCACAUAUGCAGUCACGGGAGUCGCACCCGAUUUCCACACCCAUCCACAUGCCAUCUCCACAUCUCUUGUCGUGUCAGCUUGCAUUUAGCAGACGCGAGGGAGAGGUUUAUUUCUUUCAGUAUUUGAGAGCUUUUUUCCUACCCUUCUUCACUUUGGUUUUGUUUUGUUCGGCCAAUGCCAAUUUGCGCUUGCCUGUUCCUCCUUUACGUUGCAUUCAGCCGACAAAGUAUUCCCACCUCAAGAAUGUAUGAGCGAUGGCAGCAUUCACUGCACACAUGCUGCUACUGCACCUUUUUUCAUUUGUGCUACGCCCUGCCAUAAAUGUUUUCUUUUUCCAUUGCAUCCCGCCUGUGACGUCGACCCACCUUGAAAACGUACUGUCUGCUAGGACGUGUAGUGUUGUGACAUUCCCCCCUGUAUCACUUUCUUCUGUCUUUUUUUGCUUGUUUUUUUUUUCUUGUGCAGUCUAAUGCUAGCCUGUCUUGGUCCUUUCUUGCGUCACAUAUCCGUAGUGUAUUGUUACUUUGUGUAGUUACUGCGACGCACAAACCCAUCUUUCGGAGGGCGUGUUCAUAAUGCAUUUAGAAAGGUCGCAACCUUACACGAUCAGCAUUUUACACUCUUCGGAUACAAUCUCAUUUUACUAUUCUAUUGCUUCAUGGCUGAUACAAGUUGCAUAUCAUGAACUUACCUUAAGUCCUUGUCACCAUUCAACACUCGGUGCACCUACAGGUUUGCACUCGAUUUGAGGUAAAAUGCAGCCUGGUGUUACAUACUUUCUUUAAUGCUCAAGAACCUGAAGGUCAAACUGGAUGCAACAGCAUCACACUAAUUUGCUCACUGCGCAUUGUACUUGACAUACGAAGAUUUCUUCGUGGUGAUGCCGUACGUUUCUUUUCGUAAUCUUCCACGCUUUUUAUUUACCUGUGUUGUGUCAGCAACUCUUCAUUUUAAGAUCCUUUCACAGUCGUUGUGCAUUUCGUACAGUCAUAUUUUGUUGCGGCUGGUAGUUGCCUCAGUACUUAACUACGAUUUUUAGCCACCUACUUUCCUGUAUCACGCAGCAUUACGAGGCAUUUCAACGCUAACGCUUUUUGCAUGAAGUGGUACGUAUAUGGAUGCUUCCAUUAUUGUAUUCUAAUGGCCUGUGCCAUUUAAUGUGCAAUUACUGAGUAAUGGGUCGUAAUUUUUUCAUUCCCUAGUGUAUUGUGGGGCCUGUGCAAAGUUGCUAUACGUACCAGUACACUGCUCAGAUGACAGCGUCUCUGUUUUAUAUAGAUACAUAUGUCCACGUACUUCAUGCAUAAUAUUGCAAACAAGAACGGGUGAAAAUCAGAGUGUGCUACUUAAUAGUCUUUUGUUUUAAUUGCAUGUUUAAACUUUUAUGUUUUUAAUGUCUUUUUUGUAGCAAGAGCAACUAAACCUUGUGUUUCUUUAUUGGUGUUUUUGCAUGUGUUCAUGACUGCAACAGUCUUUCAACAAACUUGGUGCAUCUGUAAAGUGUCUUGUUCCUGUUUAGGCAUGGUUCUGUCCUACAGUACCAAUAAUCGCCAUUUUAAAAUAAGAACAUUCAUUUUUGUUUACCUUAAGCAGCUUAACCAUUCUCCCAUAGUAAUGUUUGCCUCAUGAGGUUUAUAUCCAGUAAGCAGCUUGGUGCCUCAAUAAGACAACAAUAUUUGUUUUCCUAAUCAAAUGAAUGCUAUGUUAAAUAUAAGCCUAAAAGCUAUUCAUAAGGUAUGAUUUUUUUUAUGCUUCCAAAAGCAGCAAGAUUAACAUAUAGAGCGAAAUGUCCAGUGAUUGACGUGAGUAUAUACCCAAUAUACUAUAGAAAUCAAAACAUAAAAACCUAAAUGCAAUUUAGUGAUAAUGUAGAGUUCAGUCAUUCAUUCGUAAAACAUAGUGUGGCUACUGUGAUGCAGAGUAUAAAUGCUGAAACAGUAGUCAUAUUGGCUCAUUUUGUUCUGAUGAUAAACUUAAGAACCAAAAUAAACAAUGCAAAAGCAGCAAAAAUACAAUGCCUGACACUACUGCAAUGCAAGGCAACAAGUAAUGAGCAUUACAUACAAUUUUCAACCAUGAAUUAUGUACUUACAUGAAGACCCACAAGAGCAUUUUUAUCUGUGAAGCUUUUGGAUUUGGCUGUGUUCUUUAAGAGGUUUCUAAUAUAUGCACCUGCAGUGGCAAAUUCUUUUCUGCCAUUUCAUUGUAAAACCCUUUACAUCACCGGGAAGUCCUGUCGAAACAAUGUGCAACUUCAGUGAUGACUGAGAUAUGAAAUACAUUCUGGAGCUUCGGAUUUAUAUAUCUUAAACAUCAUUUCAAGUAUUUUCGUCUGAAAGGUAUAAUUUGGUUCUAGGCAUUUAAUGUCAGGGUGGCUGUCUGGCAUUCGUGGCCAGCGAUAUUUUAGUUGGGAGAUUAUUGUUAUUGUUGGACAGCGUAUCACCGAGAAGGGGCAAGUGAUCUUUUAAAGUGCAGCAGUUUUUUCAUUGUUAUGACAGUAAAUAUGGUAGCAAUAGCUAGGCAGCAGAGCGUGUGAUGGAACCAGAGUGAAUAGAAGAGAUUAGAACGUGAAUUGUUCUACCGACAAACCCUUUUCAUUGUAUCGUAGAACUGUAUACAAUAUUAUUCAUAAACUAUGCUCAAUAUACAAAGGUCCACGGUCGUCUUUGAUGAAUCCUGAAAAUUAAAGAACUAUGCCUCGAAAUGCUGCUGUAGGAUGUGCUGCACCAUGAACUCAUGCAAGUUUGUCCCGCUGAAGUUUCGUUCUUCUGAGUUCUGACUUUGUUGCCACUUAGUGUUUGCAUUUGUUUCUUGCUUUCGAUUUGCUUGUUUUAACUAGCUGUUAAUUUUUUUUAUUGCUCAGGCUUGGUAGUGCUCGUUUCCAGUGACGUCUUUGUAAGAAUGGGGCAGCGACAUACCAAGCAAUCGUUUUGCCUCCUAUUUUAUUAUCGGUACAAGUAAAAAGGCACGUGAUGGCACUCAUUGCAUGGGGCAAUUGUUAUUCGUAUUUUUCUUUAGUGCGACUUCCUGCAUCGUGUGCUUGCUUUCUUAGCUGAAGCAGAUUUUUCCAAAUCGCUCUUAGAGCAGCAUUAUUCUUGCGAGUACUAGAAUAUUUAUAUCAGUAUGUAUUUUGAAAGUUUAACUCUUAGACCGGGUAUUAAGAUAAAAUUAGUACAGAUUUCUGCCUAAAUGUUUGAUGUAGUAAUGUCUAAUUAUUGCACCUCUCAUAAUUAACGAACUUUUCCAAACACACAAAAGAAGUAUCAGAGUGGAUCUUUUUUUGCAUGAUAGCCAUUGUUAUCGAAAUUCGUUAGAUGCUUAUGUCAAUGCACGUGUUCAUUUCACACACAGCUAAAUAUUCCUUAGAUGGUCAUAUCCAUACCCAGUGUUCAUUUCACACAUAGCUAAUGAAAUUUAAGCUUUCAAUUACAUAGUAGCUUGGAGGCAGCAUUUGUAGUGAGCAUUUGUCACUUCGUUAACUGUUUCUCUUUCUUUUUUUAAUGUAAAGGUGUCUUUUGCAAGAUAACCUGGUUACGCUGGUCAAGAAACUAGCACAACAAAGUGCGGACCAAGGCUAGACCUUGUUGCACUGCCAAGUUUAACCCCUGUAUUCACAAACGCUCCUCCACUCGACUUUCACCCUUCACUUGACAGAGUUGAGCACUGCGCAACCACUCGGCUGAAAAUGACGCUGUACUACUGAAAAUGACGGCUGCACUACUGAAGAAUCGCACCAGACUAUCGCUGAUAUGCAGUGACUUUCUGCGCCUAAAGAUGGCACUCCUGUUGGCUUUCUCAAGUGAAGGCGAUGCGUUGAGUCAAGGGAGGUUCUAGAAUAUGGGGGUAAGAACCCCAACUGUUCUGGAUUAGAAAAAAAAACCAAAAAAAUGUACCUGCCCCCUCUCACUGUCGGCGUGGUCACAAGCACACACUUGCACUUGUCUUUUUUACAUAUAUAGCAGGUACUUGAAGCAAAGUCUAGAAUUUAAAAUGCUUUUUGCAGCCCACAGCAAAUCCUACAUUACUACAAAUUGGCACAUUCUAAGCAGGCCUACUUUUCAUAUUCUCGUCAUUGCAUAUGGUAUUUAGAAACAUUGAAGGCAGUUUUUGUGCGAAUGGCUGUAGCUGGGCUUUUAAAAUUGAUUUCAUUAAAUGCAGUGCCAGUGUAAUUAAUGUUAUCCAUGACAACGUUGCAUACAACCAGAAUGCCUUACAAGGUGCCCCAUGUAUGUGUGGAAACCACGUUUCUUAUGACGACUGUCACCAGUAUUCUUGUGAUAUAUUUCAUUGUGUAUGUCUCUGCCCUAGGCUUUCACGUCACGGCAGCUUUUACAUCCUUUACGCGCCGAAGACUCGGUCACAAUUUUGCAUGCUGUGGCUACUAACGACGGAGGUUACCUGUGUGCCUUUGCACUUUGUUUUACUUCGCCAAUCAUAUCGUGGACUUGUCAUGACAUUCUGAAAAAUGCCCUCGAGGGCCUUAACAGAGGCAGUUAUGACAGCCCCAGUUGACAUAUAGCUUCAAGUUGUUCUGGUUUCUGGCCUAUACCUAAAGCUAAUGUUUCUGUCUUAUUUGGUGUGUAACAAACAGGCACUAGGCUUGGUGUUGUAUUCUUGUUCUAAGAUACACCUAAAGAAAAAAAAAUGGCAGCUGUCAGGACCGGAAAGUUCGAAGGUGUCUGCUGUUACUUUUUAAAAAAUCUAUUUAGUUGACUGGGCUUUUGAAUAGUUUGAGUGAAACAAAGUGCAGCUCCUGUAGCCGGUGUGAGAGUUCUCUGUUGGUUGUGAUUGUGAGUGACUAAUGUGAUUAAUAAAAAUCCAUCCAUUUUUACA
Messenger RNA from Rhipicephalus microplus (southern cattle tick), 12676 nucleotides. RefSeq lists its product as uncharacterized. NCBI's taxonomy places the organism in Eukaryota, Metazoa, Arthropoda, Arachnida, Ixodida, Ixodidae. The record is from RefSeq and is a predicted model, not a curated record.